UACUGUCACACGAGUAAAAUGUGCUUAUCACAGCUCAUUCAUUCAUCAAUCUGCAUUUAUUUGGGAAAAUAGAAUACAUAAAUUCUAACUAACAAUAAGUUCGCUCAAAAUAAUAAGAUGGUGAAAGAAAUUGAGUCUGAAAUUGAUUGGUCUGAACCGUUGGAAAAUGUGCUUCCGGAUUUCAGUAAAUCCGGCCCAUUGGACGUUUACCGGAAGCAAUGUUCGUUUAAUUGGAGGGAAAUGGCUUCUACUCUGGACGAUGAGGAAGCAAUUCGAAUAAAGAACGGAUUAUGGAAAAAGAUGGAGCAAGAUCCCUUAUUUGCUCAUUCCCCUGUCGACUUAUCUUUGGAAGAACAUCGAAUAUCCACUUUGAAAAAAGUUUUCAGAUUUCAGGAGUUCAUUCCCAAAAAUAUUAACCCACGCUUGAAUGUUGAAAUUGCUACUGCGCUUGGUCAAUAUGACUGGAGCGUUUGUCUGAGAAGAGGAAUUUUGCUGGGAUUCUUCCCCAACGCUGUCAGAGGUUUGGGUACCGAGAAGCACAGGAAAUAUAUCAAUGCCGCUGAGAAACUUCAACUAACAGGUUGCAUUGCAAUGACCGAAAUUUCUCAUGGAACCAACACAAAAGCAUUCAGAACCAGGGCUACAUUUGACACACGGAAACAAAAGUUCAUUUUGCAUACUCCCGAUUUUGAGGCAGCAAAAUGUUGGUCUGCCAAUCUUGGUAAGACUGCAAAUUAUGCAUACAUCCUCGCCCAACUGUACACUCCGGACGGAGAAUGUCACGGUCUCCACGGCUUCGUCGUUCCCAUUCGGGACAAGCAGAUGAAUCCGCUCCCCGGAGUGACGAUAGGCGACAUGGGGGCCAAGAUCGGCCUCAACGGGUUGGAUAAUGGCUUCAUGAUGUUCGACAAUUACGAGCUGGACAUCGAGGGGCUGCUCGAUAAGACCGGCACAGUGACGCCGGAAGGAACCUACAUUUCUCCAAUCAAGGAUACCAAAAAACGCUUCAGCGCAUCGCUUGGGGUUCUUUCCGGUCCACGAUUCGGAAUCGUUGGUUUGGUCGUGGCCAAUGCAAGCAUUGCCAUUUCUAUCGCUAUUCGGUACAGCGCCGUGAGGCGACAAUUUGGACCGGAUGGAAGCCCAGAACUUCCCGUCAUUGAGUACCAGAUGCAGCAAUGCCGUUUGUUCCCACUUUUGGCUGGGUGUUACGUUUUCAAGUGCUUCAGUCGAUACUUGUUUGACACGUUGUUUGAAUUUAUACUCAGCCAGUUCAAUCCUGACAUUUCCGCUGAGGAGCGGGCAGUAAUGGGGGCAGAAUUGCAUGGUAUCAGCGCUGCCGCAAAACCAGUUGCAGGGUGGCUGGCACGAGAUACGGUGCAAGAAAGCAGAGAAGCCUGUGGGGGUCACGGGUACUUGAAAGCGGCAGGAAUUGGGAGGUUGAGAGAUGAUGGAGAUUCAUUUUUGACUUUCGAAGGGGAUAACAAUGUCCUUCUACAGCAAGCCAGUAACUGGCUCCUCAACGUAUGGGUGAAUACCAAGCGAGAAGAAAUGGCCACAAGUUCUCCCUUCGGUGCCAUCAAAUUCUUGAAGAAUGCGGACGCUCGACUAAAGAAGAAAUUUGUUUUCAAAUCGCGAGAACCUCGGGAAGAUUUCUUGCAGCCGGGAGCAAUUCUGAAAGCGUACAAAUGGCUGGUCUGCUACCUUCUCAAGUCAACAAGUGAAAAAUUCCAAGGGAUUCAAGCCUCCGGAGAAGACAAUUUCACGGCCAAGAACGACUCUCAAUUCUAUCACGCUCGAACUUUGUCCAUCGUUUUUGUCGAGAAUUAUGCUCUGGACGUCUUCUGGCACAAAUUUGCAAACAAUGAAGACAUUUCUUGGAAUAUUCGCUUAGUGUUGAAAAAACUAAUGUUGAUUUACGGCUUGUCCUGUUUGGAGAGGCACGCAGGAAUUUUGUAUGCGGGUGGCUACUUCUCAGGGCCCAAACCCGGCAGGUACAUCCGGGAGAAUAUUAUCCAGCUUUGUAAGGAAUUGAAAGCUGAAGCGAUUUCCUUAGUAGAUGCGCUCGCACCUACGGAUUUUAUUCUGAAUUCGUGCCUGGGUGCGAGCGAUGGUCAAGUUUAUAAGCACUUGGAAAAUGCAAUGAAACAGACGCCUGGUUGCUUUGAAAAGUCUAAAGACUGGGUAGACAUCUCCAAAAGCCUGUAUUCCAAGUUGUAACGGGAAAUAGUACCUAUUUGCAUAUUUGUUCAGUGAGCCUAUGAAAUAAAUAUCUCCUAAACUUAUCGAA
Molecule: messenger RNA, 2287 nt
Organism: Folsomia candida
Lineage: Eukaryota; Metazoa; Arthropoda; Collembola; Entomobryomorpha; Isotomidae
Product: peroxisomal acyl-coenzyme A oxidase 3
Exons: 10
Coding region: 118-2217 (699 amino acids)
Biological process (GO): lipid homeostasis; fatty acid beta-oxidation using acyl-CoA oxidase
Cellular component (GO): peroxisome
Molecular function (GO): pristanoyl-CoA oxidase activity; FAD binding; fatty acid binding
Source: RefSeq, a predicted model, not a curated record